UGCAGCUGUUUCACUCGUUUACUUCUUAUAGUAAAGUGUUGUUGAACUUUUCCAGAAAUCUGCAUUGUUUCAAGGCGCAAAGAUAACGAGUCGCCGUCAGCGACGAUUGCCUGAUGCGAAGAUUUAUAGCAGCGAGACUCCGUGCACACAUUUCAGCACGUUGGACAGCGCGCGGCGCCGCAGAGGCGGUGCGUGGAUUCAACCGGUGGCUUGGAGCAGAGCAGCAGGAGUGAGAGGACUGUUUCCAUCAGCGUUACAUAAUAACUCCCCGGGCUUGCUCCACAUGUGGGAUUGGUUGCUACCUUUCUGGAUCACUAGGACCCUUGUUUGUCACCUUUUUUAAAAAAUAUUAUUUAUUUAUGUAUUUUUAAUAAAAACACAAAAGACAGCACUGAUUCUGUCUAGUGGGAAGGUGUGCCGCUGGAUGAGUGGUUGACUCCAGAAGCCGUGCUGACCAGCGUGGAAUAGGUGCCGACGAGACCCUCCAUUUAUAAGGAUGCUGGUGGGAAAUGCCUGGAGACAGAGAUGACGAGAUUUGUCAAAAGGCACUUGAACUCCUGUCUGAUCUUUGCUCGAAGGGGGAAGUGCAGAACGAAAACUGUCUGGAUUUUAUCUACUAUUUCCGAGACCUCGCCAGGCCACGCUAUUCGGAUUCAGAUAUAUCGGUUAGCCUGCUGUCACUGGUAGUAACUGCGUGUGGCUUGGCUCUCUUUGGGGUCUCCCUCUUUGUUUCUUGGAAGCUCUGUUGGAUACCAUGGAGGGAACGUGGUGUCUCCCCCACCACCAAAGAAGCCCAUGGGCACAUCAACCCUACUAUGAGCCCUCCGCCUCCACAGCUGGCUCCCAGACAGCCGGUUUACACAGCUGUGGAUCCCCCAAUGCACAACCGCCGUAAGUCAUCACACUGUUCCAUUGCCAAGGAGCCAACUCCGGUGGCAUCUGUUGUGUCAGUGGAGGCUCCUGUGACUCCUGUGUCACCCCCACCUGUGGUCAUGGCCACACCAGAGGCAGCUAUGAAGAUAAGCCACACAUCCCCAGACAUACCACUGGAUGCUCAGAGUAAAACCCGAGAAAAUGGGGUUCAUACUAACCCUCGUAUGCAGAGACAGACCACGGAGCCUGCACCAGGUGGUGGCUCAAUAUCUGAAAUGGGUCAAGGGUCCAUUCGGAGACACAUGAACCUCUCUAAUCCAGACUUCAAUGUGGCACAGUUCCAAAGGCAGGACUCCCUCACUGGAAUGGGCCUGGGCCUCGGCCGCCUCAAACCUGAGCUCUACAAGCAGCGCUCACUUGAGGGGGAUGAAGGCAAUCGCAGAGGUGGAGGCUGUGGGUGCCUCCACUUCAUCCUCAAAUUUGACUGUGACUUAGAACAGUUGAUAGUUAAAAUCCAUAAAGCAGAGAACCUACCAGCCAAGGAUUUCUCUGGUCCCUCCGACCCUUAUGUGAAAAUCUACCUGCUGCCUGAUCGUAAGACCAAGCACCAAACCAAGGUCCACCGUAAAACGCUCAACCCUGUGUUUGACGAGGUCUUCCUGUUUCCUGUGGCAUACUCUGAGCUUCCCACGCGUAAGCUGCACUUCAGUGUCUAUGACUUCGACCGCUUUUCACGCCAUGACAUCAUUGGUCAAGUGGUGGUGGACAACUUCUUGGAUCUAGCAGACUUCCCCAGGGAGACAAAACUGUGCCGGGAUAUCCAAUAUGUUUCCUCGGAUAACGUGGAUCUUGGUGAUCUCAUGUUCUCACUCUGUUACUUGCCUACUGCGGGUAGACUGACCAUUACUAUGAUAAAGGCCCGCAAUCUCAAGGCCAUGGAUAUCACUGGUGCAUCAGAUCCAUAUGUGAAGGUUUCGCUGAUGUGCGAUGGUCGUAGAUUGAAAAAGAGGAAGACAUCAACAAAGAGAAACACUUUGAAUCCAGUUUAUAAUGAGGCUAUUGUCUUUGAUGUCCCACCAGAAAACAUAGAGCAGAUCAGCCUUUUGAUAGCUGUGAUGGACUAUGAUCGCGUAGGCCAUAAUGAGGUCAUCGGUGUGUGUCGAGUUGGCAAUGAUGCAGACAGUCUCGGUCGAGAACAUUGGAGUGAAAUGCUCACAUACCCCCGAAAACCUGUUGCCCACUGGCAUCCUCUUGUCGAGUACCAGGGGACCACAGGUAGUAGCCAGGGAGGAUCAUGUAAUUCCCUGAAGACGCCUCCUUCUCCGUAGCCUUGAGCAGCAUUUCACAAGAGAGCAAUGAUCAACUCAGAGCCUUUGCUGAGCUCUGCUCAGUUUUCCUAAUACACAGUCCCAACAGAGAAAUGCAGACAUCCAUGAACACUUAUGGAAAAGAAACACAGAUAAUCCAGAAUGGAUCAGUUGCAUGUUGAAUGAUUGCAAAAAUGGAUGUUUUCUUUUUAUGUUUUAUUAGAAAAACACCUGGAGUAUGCAGGCAUUUUCAGUCUGUGUCAUUGCUAAGUUUGUAAAGUCAUUAUUGUCUUUUUUUUUUUUUUUUUUUUUUUUAAAUUAUUUUAAUUUAGUCUGUAUUUUCACAAUGUACUUAAAACCAGUUGAGCUGCCAUACUUUUUUAGAUUUGAUGGUGAAUUGGUGCAUGAGGUUUGGUGGGAUAUCUUGUGUGUUUCUGUUUCUAUUUUUGCAAUAUGGUGUGUUGUUCUGUCAGUUGAUGUACAGUGGCAGUUGAUUUUUAGAUAAAAUAUCUGUAAGUAAAAAAAUGUUAAAUGUUAGAAAUAAACCAUAAAAAAACACAACUGUUGUUAAUCCAGUUCAGUUUUCCAAAUUUUAAUCCGAAAAGCUGAAAUAUGUAAAUUCAUAUCAGAGCAAUUAUAUCUUUAGAAACCUAUGAUUUGUUACAUGGCACUCAAACAUUGAACAGCUAUUAGUCGAUGAUAUCAUACAUUUGCUAAGAUAUUACCUUAACCCUACAAGACAGAAUAGGACACCCUAAAAAAAAACAAGACCAUCAAAAUUUGGCAAAUUAUCAAUCACCCAAUCAGUUUCAAAAGUGACAGCACUACCUCAUGCUAUACAUAUAUACUAUAUGGUUGUUAGUAUAGUUAAUUAAAAGCCAGGCUCUUAAUUUGUUUCAGAUAUCAAGAUUUUGACAAUUUGUGAAAGAUAAUAAGUACUUGUACCUACUGUAAAUCAAUUAAACAACAACCAGAGAGUAAAUGAUCAUGUAAGGUAUUAGCUAUCUUUCCUAGCGCAGCUGAUUUCAUUUAGGACCAGUUUAGAGCACCUUAAAUGUGUUGCUUCUACUUUGGUAACUUGCUGGCAAGAAGGAAACUGCAUCCAGAAAGUCAACAGACUCACAGAGUAAAAAGGACGUUGGAACUCACCUGGAACAAACCAGUUUCCUAUCUUCUUUCUUUCUCACUUAAUUUAAAUAGCUUAUAGCCAAUGCUCCUCUUUGCUGUGCUUAUAAUACUGUAACAUUUUCCUUAUUUUAUGUGUUGCGAGGAGCAGGCCAUGAAAAAUGAGUGGAAAAUGCUAUAAAAUUUUUCCAACUGGAAAAAAGCCUUUCAUCUGUCAUUACAUUCAAAGACCGUGUCAUUCAUGCUACAUAAAAUACAAGGAAUGCAGUUUUAGUGAAGAUGUUCAAGCAAUUUCAUUACAGCCAAAAGGCAGAGAUUAAAAAUACUGUGAGCCACUGAAUCAAAAUAUUGCAGCCAUAUACUGUAAACAAACAAGGUUUUUGUAAUCAACUUGCGGUAGUCAUUUAGCUGUCAGUUUGAAAGCAGUGUAGAAAAGCUUUCGCACAAUUGCAUUUGGAGUAGUUCAA
Messenger RNA from Melanotaenia boesemani (Boeseman's rainbowfish), 3772 nucleotides. RefSeq names its product synaptotagmin IXa (gene syt9a). The record is from RefSeq and is a predicted model, not a curated record. NCBI's taxonomy places the organism in Eukaryota, Metazoa, Chordata, Actinopteri, Atheriniformes, Melanotaeniidae. The transcript is spliced from 7 exons. Gene Ontology annotation, cellular component: dense core granule; membrane. Gene Ontology annotation, biological process: regulation of calcium ion-dependent exocytosis; cellular response to calcium ion; calcium-ion regulated exocytosis. Gene Ontology annotation, molecular function: calcium ion binding; SNARE binding; calcium-dependent phospholipid binding. The coding region runs from base 510 to 2201 and encodes 563 amino acids.